GGUAUAUGGCAAUGUGCUUUUCUGGAUAGAGGUUCUAAGAGUCGCGCUGUGACACUACUUGCACACAAAGCAAAAGGACAUGCCAAAUCCUCUUACGGCUACCGCGCUCUAAAAGACCAGUCUAAAUAAGAUUACUCUAGUGCUCUGUAUACAGAGCAUAUUUUGUUGGUUCAGAUACAUAUACUUGUUUGAGUUUUGUUUUUCUCAAGUGGUUGCUUUUUUCAUGUUAAGCUGAAAACCUUGGUUCAUUCUCAUUGUUACUUACUUUUUUGGGCUUUUCUCUUUAAAAACGAAUCAAAUGUCGUUACUGUGGCUUAACUAUGCAAAGUCUGGUUUUCAAUGGCCUCAAAAGGAGCAUUGGUUUAGGUAGUAAGUACGGGCUUAUCAUUCAUUCAACAAAAGCAAUCAUUCCUAUUAUUCACGACUAUCAAGCAAGCACAGAUAUCAUUGUGCGACAGAACAUCUGUAUGCAACAGUUUCGGACAACGAUCAGGAACAUUCAAAAGUACUUGCUUAAUGAGCAACUCAAUGGUCGAUCUCAAACCAAAAUGAUGUACGUCAAAAGGAUAUUAAAAGUGAUGACAAAAAGCCAUGAGGAUGCUGAGGAUUUUAUUUCUUGGAUAGUUUUUGAAAGACCUUUCUCAUUGCGAAAAGUGAAUUUGUGUCUCAUAUGUUUUCUUAGGCUUUCACAUAUCGCACCGCUUUUAUCCACAAAAAUACUGAAUGCAUUAUUCUACUUUGUUCAUUGUGAGUCUUGUUGUAAGCGUUCAUCAUUAAAUGUUAUCGAUACAUUUGAGAAACUGCAUAUUCAACCUGAUGAAACUACAUUUAGAAUUUUAAUACAUGGCCUGCUCAUCCAAGAGCAACUACAAGAAACUUCCCGAGCGGCCAUUCUCAUGAUACUCCGUCGAAAAGAUCUUAUGAAUACUAAAACUUUGAGAUUAAUACUGACUUGCAAAUAAUAAAAGUUUUGAUCGUACCAAUAGCACGUUGGGAAUGAACUCAUGGAACAACAUUUUGGUUUUGAUGCAUUUGGUUACUAUCUUUGACAUACAGUAAAUGGAUAACAUUAAAAAAGUCGAUUUGGUGGUUUAGAUGAUUAGAGGGAAAUAGUCUUAAUACCAUAUUUCAUAAAAGCUUGAUAGUCAUUUAAGGUAUCGAAAUUACACGGAGUGUGUAAUAUUGCUUGAAUAAAUAAAGUAUUAUGUGUUUUUAAA
Messenger RNA from Schizosaccharomyces japonicus yFS275, 1217 nucleotides. RefSeq lists its product as hypothetical. Bases 321 to 962 code for a protein of 213 amino acids. NCBI's taxonomy places the organism in Eukaryota, Fungi, Ascomycota, Schizosaccharomycetes, Schizosaccharomycetales, Schizosaccharomycetaceae. The record is from RefSeq and is a predicted model, not a curated record. The transcript has a single exon.